AUGUGUGAGGUGAUGCCCACCAUCAACGAGGGGGACCCCCUGGGUCCCCCACACGGUGCUGACGCGGAUGCCAACUUUGAGCAGCUGAUGGUGAACAUGCUGGAUGAGCGGGAGAAGCUGCUGGAGUCCCUUCGCGAGAGUCAGGAGACCUUGGCGGCCACACAGGGCCGGCUCCAGGACGCCCUGCAGGAGCGGGACCAGCUGCAGCGCCACCUGAACUCCGCCCUCCCCCAGGAAUUUGCCACCUUAACCCGGGAGCUGAGCAUGUGUCGGGAGCAGCUCCUAGAGCGGGAGGAAGAGAUAUCGGAGCUGAAAGCAGAACGGAACAACACGAGGCUGCUGCUGGAACACCUGGAGUGCCUGGUGUCCCGCCACGAGCGCUCGCUGCGCAUGACGGUGGUGAAGCGCCAGGCCCAGUCUCCCUCAGGGGUGUCCAGUGAGGUGGAGGUGCUGAAGGCCCUCAAGUCGCUGUUUGAGCACCACAAGGCCCUGGAUGAGAAGGUGCGAGAGCGGCUCCGGACGGCCCUGGAGCGAGUCACUACCUUGGAGGAGCAGCUGGCAGGUGCCCACCAGCAGCUGUCUGCCCUGCAGCAGGGAGCAGGGGCCCGGGAUGGAGCAGCGGAAGAGGAGGGGGCUGUGGAGCUGGGACUGAAACGCCUGUGGAAGGAUGACGAGGGCCGGCUGCAGGAGCUGCAGGAGCUGCUGGAGAAGCAGAACUUUGAGCUGAGCCAGGCCCGGGAGCGGCUGGUCACUCUGACAGCAGCUGUGGCUGAACUGGAGGAGGACCUGGGCACCGCCCGCCGGGACCUGAUCAAGUCGGAGGAGCUGAGCAGCAGGCAUCAGCGGGACCUGCGGGAGGCUCUGGCCCAGAAGGACGACAUGGAGGAGCGGAUCACCACGCUGGAGAAGCGCUACCUGGCUGCUCAGCGUGAGGCCACGUCCAUCCAUGACCUCAAUGACAAGCUGGAGAACGAGCUGGCCAAUAAGGAGUCCCUGCACCGCCAGUGCGAGGAGAAGGCUCGGCACCUGCAGGAGCUGCUGGAGGUGGCAGAGCAGAAGCUGCAGCAGACCCUGCGGAAGGCAGAGACGCUGCCGGAGGUGGAGGCUGAGCUGGCCCAGAGAAUCGCAGCCCUCACCAAGGCCGAGGAAAGGCAUGGCAACAUCGAGGAGCACCUGCGGCAGCUGGAGGGCCAGCUGCAGGAAAAGAACCAGGAGCUGGCGAGGGUGCGCCAACGGGAGAAGAUGAACGAGGACCACAACAAGCGGCUGUCAGACACUGUGGACCGACUGCUCAGCGAGUCCAACGAGCGCCUGCAGCUGCAUCUCAAGGAGCGCAUGGCGGCCCUGGAGGAGAAGGGCCGCCUGUCCGAAGAGAUUGAGAAGCUGCGCCAAGAGGUGGACCAGCUGAAGGGUCGAGGGCGGCCGUUGGUGGAUGGCAGCCACUCCAGGUCGCACACGGGCAGCGCGGUGGACCUGCGAUUCCCCCUGAGCACGGCAGCCCCUGGCCUGCGUCGCCGCUUCUCGCUGCGGGAAGAGUCUGCCAAGGACUGGGAGCGGUCUCUGCUGCCUGGCGUGCUGGCCCCCACGGCCGUCCCUGCCUUCGACAGUGACCCUGAGAUCUCCGACACGGACGAGGACGGGCCAGGGGGUCUGGUGGGCUCCGCGGAUGUUGUUUCCCCUGGCGGCCACUCCGACGCGCAGACCCUGGCCAUGAUGCUGCAGGAGCAGCUGGACGCCAUCAACGAGGAGAUCCGGAUGAUCCAGGAGGAGAAAGAGUCCACGGAGCUCCGCGCGGAGCAGAUUGAGACGCGAGUGACGAGCGGCAGCAUGGAGGCCCUCAACCUGACCCAGCCGCUCAGGCGUGGCCCCAUCCCCACCUCCCUGACCGCCCUGUCCCUGGCCAGCGGGUCCCCUGCAUUCAGUGGCCGCUCCACACCGAAGGGUGCCUCCCGCAGUGCUGCUCAGAACCUGGACCGGAUGGGGGUCAUGACCCUGCCCAGUGACCUGCGGAAGCACCGGAGGAAGCUGCAGUCACCAGUGUCUCGGGAACAGAACCGAGAGGAUAAAGCCACCAUAAAAUGUGAGACUUCUCCUCCUUCCUCACCCAGGACGCUGCGGCUCGAGAAGCUCGGCCACCCAGCCCUGAGCCAGGAGGAAGGCAAGAGUGCCGUGGAGGAGCAGGGCAGCAGCAGCAGCAGCCAGGACUCCUUGCACAAGGGCGCCAAGCGCAAGGGCAUCAAGUCGUCCAUCGGCCGCCUGUUUGGCAAGAAGGAGAAGGGCAGGCUGAGCCACGACGGAGCUGCAGGCCACGUUCUGACAGACGCCGAGCUCAGUCUGCAGGAGACCCUGGUGCCUGCCAAGCUGGGCGCCCAGGCGGAGAGGGACCGGCGGCGGAAAAAGAAGCACCAGCUGCUUGAAGACGCCCGCCGAAGGGGACUGCCCUUUGCCCAGUGGGACGGCCCUACCGUGGUCUCCUGGCUGGAGCUCUGGGUGGGGAUGCCGGCCUGGUACGUGGCGGCCUGCCGGGCCAACGUCAAGAGCGGGGCCAUCAUGUCGGCCCUGUCGGACACGGAGAUCCAGCGGGAGAUCGGCAUCAGCAACGCCCUGCACCGGCUGAAGCUGCGGCUGGCCAUCCAGGAGAUGGUGUCGCUGACCAGCCCCUCCGCCCCACCCACCUCCAGGACUUCCUCCGGGAAUGUCUGGGUCACCCAUGAAGAGAUGGAAACUCUGGCAACAUCCACUAAAACAACCCUGGCCUAUGGGGACAUGAGCCACGAGUGGAUCGGGAACGAGUGGCUGCCCAGCCUGGGGCUGCCCCAGUACCGCAGCUACUUCAUGGAGUGCCUGGUGGACGCGCGCAUGCUGGACCACCUGACCAAGAAGGACCUGCGGGUGCACCUGAAGAUGGUGGACAGCUUCCACCGAAGCAGCCUGCAGUACGGCAUCAUGUGUCUGAAGAGGCUCAACUACGACCGGAAGGAGCUGGAGAGGAGGCGGGAGGAGAGCCAGCACGAGAUCAGGGACGUGCUGGUCUGGACCAACGAGCAGGUGGUGCACUGGGUCCAGUCCAUCGGGCUUCGGGACUACGCAGGGAACCUGCAGGAGAGCGGCGUGCACGGUGCCCUGCUGGCCCUGGACGAGAACUUCGACCACAAUACGCUGGCCCUGGUCCUGCAGAUCCCCACCCAGAACACCCAGGCACGGCAGGCAAUGGAGAGAGAGUUCAACAACCUCUUGGCCUUGGGCACCGACCGGAAGCUGGAUGAUGCGGAGGACAAGGUGUUCCGCCGCGCGCCCUCCUGGAGGAAGCGCUUCCGGCCGCGGGACCUCUCGGCAGGCGUGCUCGGCGUGUCCCCGCUGGGGCCCCUGCAGCCCCCGCCGGCCCCGCCCAAGAAGAUCACGCCUGAAGCGCACUCCCACUAUCUCUACGGACACAUGCUCUCUGCCUUCCGGGACUAG
Messenger RNA from Pipistrellus nathusii (Nathusius's pipistrelle), 3459 nucleotides. NCBI's taxonomy places the organism in Eukaryota, Metazoa, Chordata, Mammalia, Chiroptera, Vespertilionidae. The record is from the annotation of a GenBank genome assembly.